This is a messenger RNA of Kalmanozyma brasiliensis GHG001, 1821 nucleotides long. RefSeq names its product Glutamine amidotransferase. The record is from RefSeq and is a predicted model, not a curated record. Gene Ontology annotation, biological process: L-histidine biosynthetic process. The transcript has a single exon. Lineage: Eukaryota; Fungi; Basidiomycota; Ustilaginomycetes; Ustilaginales. The coding region runs from base 1 to 1821 and encodes 606 amino acids. Gene Ontology annotation, molecular function: oxo-acid-lyase activity; imidazoleglycerol-phosphate synthase activity.
AUGCUGUACCUCCUCGACUAUGGCGCGGGCAACGUGCGCAGUCUCGCCAACUCGAUCACCAAGCUCGGCUUCGAGUUCCAAUGGGUCCAGUCUCCGGAGGACCUCAAGAAGGCCGACAAGCUCCUCUUCCCCGGUGUUGGCGCCUUUGGUCCUGCGAUGCAGUCCAUUCGCGAUAAGGGGUACGCCGAGCCUUUGAAGGAGUACAUUGCGAGUGGCAAGCCGUACAUGGGCAUCUGUAUCGGGCUGCAAACGCUCUUUGAGGGGUCUGACGAGGCGCCUGGCGUACAAGGGUUGGGCGUUGUUCCCGGUAUCGUAGGUAGCUUUUCGCCCAAGGACAAGAGCGUACCCCAGAUGGGCUGGAAUGAGGCUAAGGUGGUCAAGACAAGGAACGACGGAGGUGAUCAGGACGCUGUCAAGUACGGCUUUCCGGAUCCAUCGAGCAAGGAAAGCAGCCACUACUACUUCGUCCACUCGUACCGCGCCGCCUACCAACCCGACAAGCACGCCGACUGGGUGCUCACCACCACACAGUACGGCGACGAAGUUUUCCUCUCAUCCAUUCAGAAGGGCAAUGUGUUCGCGACCCAGUUCCACCCGGAGAAGAGCGGACGUGCGGGGCUCGAGCUGCUCCGUGCCUGGCUCGAACAGCCGGGCACCAUCGACCCGAGCAAGGAGCGUCUGCUUCAGGACCCGCAGCAGGUCGCCACUCCUGCGCCACGCGAUGGUCUCACAAAGCGUAUUGUCGCAUGUCUCGACGUGCGCAGCAACGACGAUGGCGAUCUCGUCGUCACCAAGGGGGAGUCGUACGAUGUGCGCGAGAAGGCCGAACCCACCACCACCACCGACGCUGAAGCUUCGAGCUCAAAACGCAAGGUCCGCAACCUCGGCAAGCCCGUCGACCUCGCUUUGCGAUACUAUCUCGAAGGCGCCGACGAAAUCACAUUCCUCAACAUCACCUCGUUCCGCUCCUGCGCGCUGCAGGAUCAACCCAUGCUCAGCCUGCUCGAAGCUGCGGCGGCCAAGAUCUUCGUCCCGCUCACUAUCGGCGGUGGCAUCAAGGACACCGUGGAUCCGGAUGGAACAGCGAGGCCAGCGAAGGAGGUCGCGGAUGCAUACUUCCGCGCUGGAGCGGACAAGGUCUCGAUCGGAUCCGAAGCGGUCUUUGCCGUAGAAGAGCUGUUUGCGAGGGCAGCAGAGAACGGCCAAGGGAGCGAAAGCAACCCCCUCAAAUUCGACAAGAAGUGCUUGACGGGCAAGACGGGCAUCGAGACAAUCAGCAAGGGGUAUGGCGCCCAGGCGGUGGUGGUCUCGAUCGACCCACGACGGGUGUACCUUGCGGAGGGUGAGAAGGCGGAUCCGAAGCACGGGCCCUGCGUCGUCUCCGGCGCACCAGGUAGCGAUGAGGAGGGCAAACGAUGGUGGUACCGAUGCACCGUCAAGGGCGGGCGAGAGGAUCGCGAUGUGGAUGUCAUCCAGCUCGCACGCGGUGUGCAGAGGCUAGGCGCGGGAGAGGUGCUGCUCAACUCAAUCGAUCGCGACGGCUCCAACAAGGGUUUCGACAGGCAGCUCGUCGAGCUGGUGAGGCGCAGCGUCGAUAUCCCCGUCAUUGCCAGCUCGGGUGCCGGUACGGCUCAGCACUUUGUCGACGUGUUCAGCCCGCAAAAGGAGGGAGAAGGGACGGUGGAGGCCGCAUUGGCCGCGGGCAUCUUCCACAGGAAGGAGUGCUCAAUUGACGAGGUCAAGGAGGCGCUGCUGCAAACCGGAUUCAGCGUCAGGAGAGAGGAUGUCGCAGGUGGAGCUGGGGCCAUCUCCAAGCAGUGA